AUGAUGACGUUGCUGGUGCCGAUUGUCCUACUCAUCGAUGCGUGCGUCGCGUUUAAUGUGCCCCAUGGAUUCCUCACAGGCCAACCGGUGACAUCGCAUUCGGGACCAUCCGAAGUGAGUGUGGUACGACGCGAGAAGCGCGGCUAUUGGUUUCCAACCAACUAUCAAUACGACAAUAAUGUGUUGAUAAGCUCCGAGCCGCCCAAUGAGUACCUCAAGAAGUGGAUCGUCCAUGAGCACAAUAGUUAUCGUCGAAUGGUGCCCGCUUCCGACAUGAACAUGCUCUACUGGUCCGACGAGCUCGCCGCGUCGGCGCAACGCCACGCCGACACGUGCGAUUUUCGGCACUCGCGCGGACGCGUCAACGUCGGCGAGAACAUCUGGGCGGCGCCGUACAGCAAUUAUUCGGACGCGAUCUCGAUAUGGUUCAACGAGGUGCACAAUCCGCGAUGCGGUUGCAAUCACGCCUACAAACACUGCUGCGGACAUUAUGUGCAGGUGGUGUGGGCGAAGACGAAUCUCGUCGGAUGCGGUUUCUCGCGCUGCCGCGACGUUCAGGGCGUCUGGGGACGCGGCCAUCGCAACGUGUUCGUCUGCCACUACAAUCCGCAAGGAAAUACGGUAUUCGUGACGGCGCGCGGCCAGCUUUAUGCGAUGCCCGCGUUCACAUGGGCCACCGACGGUGCCGAUCGCUGCUCGCACUGUCCGGAAUCGGCGCCGGCGUGCUAUCAGGGUCUCUGCUACAAACCCAAACAGAAUUACUAUGAACGAUCUGCGGAGGAAGUGGAGACGACGACGACGACCACCACCACCACCACCACCACUACUGAGGUUCCGGAACUCAACGAUGAUAAUGUGGAUGCGGUGGAGAACAACGGAUUCCGCGUCUAA
Caenorhabditis bovis is the source of this 891-nucleotide messenger RNA. NCBI's taxonomy places the organism in Eukaryota, Metazoa, Nematoda, Chromadorea, Rhabditida, Rhabditidae. The record is from the annotation of a GenBank genome assembly.